CGCAGAAAAUCCUUUGAACUAUACGCAGCUCCACAAAGAUGAUUCCGGGCUCCAUCUUGGUGUUGUGUUUCACUGUCGUAGUUGUACAUUCGUACGAAUUGGCUCCGCUGAACGAUGCAAUCAAGGUUUGCUCAAAGGACAAGGGAGUGAGCGAUAAAGCUGCCGACAAGCUGAUUGAAAUCGUGGCCAAGUACGUAAACGAAUUCAAGGAAGGUGAUGAUCUCAAAGCUCUGCAAGAAAACGUGAAAAAAGAUUCGGAAGUUGCUCUCAAAGAAGAUGGACAAGAGGGGAAGUUUUCGGAUAUGGGAACGUGCAUCAGUGAAAAACUCGCCCCUAAAGCUCAACCAUAGAUCUUCAUUACUGUCUCCCUCUGCUCCAUCAAGGACGGUGGAGAAUCUUCCAUCUUCCUUCUCUCCCAUUAUCUUCCCCCAUCCCUCGACCAGCUGGGCUCGAUUUU
This is a messenger RNA of Galendromus occidentalis (western predatory mite), 457 nucleotides long. RefSeq lists its product as uncharacterized. The record is from RefSeq and is a predicted model, not a curated record. Bases 39 to 350 code for a protein of 103 amino acids. The transcript has 3 exons. Lineage: Eukaryota; Metazoa; Arthropoda; Arachnida; Mesostigmata; Phytoseiidae.